Messenger RNA from Seriola aureovittata, 2801 nucleotides. It is a transcript of the gene pianp, whose product is annotated as PILR alpha associated neural protein. The transcript is spliced from 6 exons. The record is from RefSeq and is a predicted model, not a curated record. Gene Ontology annotation, biological process: regulation of immune response. The coding region runs from base 571 to 1239 and encodes 222 amino acids. Lineage: Eukaryota; Metazoa; Chordata; Actinopteri; Carangiformes; Carangidae. Gene Ontology annotation, cellular component: membrane.
CGCUCUGCCGGUGCAACCUGUGUAAAUGAAUGUAAAUUCAAUUUUAUUCCAUCUUUAUUCCCCUUGUUCCUUCCUUCCUCCUCCUCCUCCUCCUCCUCUUUGCUGUCUAUUUUUCUGUCUCUUUCUCUCUGGGGUGUCCUUGCUGUUUUUGUAAACAUAAUUGAAGAGUUUCGUCUUCUUUUUUCUUUUCUUUUUUCUUUUUUUUUUAACCUCUCGCCUCCAAAAUGAGCUUAUUAAUGUCCUCAGUAUCAUUUCUGUUUGCCUCGUCAAAUUCAUUUCUUUUCCUCUGCGUCCAUUUAAUUGAACCCAUUUAAAAAAAACACACACACACACAUAAUUAGCAUUUAAAUCUCUUUCCUACAGUCUCUUGCCCUCCCUACAUCGCUCUCUCUCCCCUCUCUUACUCUAGCAGACUCGACAUGUCUCAGUCGCUAAGGCAACCGAUGCUUUUUUUCUCACUUGCUCUCUGUAUCUCCCCCUUUCUCUCUGUCUCCCUCUCUCAUUCCCUCUCUCCACUGCCAGAGAGAGAGAUGAUCGGAGGAGCGGAGUCUCAGUGAACAGAGCGAAGCGAUGGAGAGAUGCUCCAUCUCUCCUGUCGCACGACCGACUGCCCUCGUCUCCCUCCUCCUGGUUGCUCUGGUGACACAGCCCUCCACCUGUAAUCGUGACGACACCGAGGGCGAGGAGCAGGUGGAUGCCCUGUCAGUCCAGCUGUCCGUCACCGCCCAGGUCACACCCACCCCUCUGUGGGCGGUGGUCUGGGGUCCCACGCAGCCGCUGGAGGAUGAGACUUACCACUUCCUCUCCAGCCAGGAAACUGACCCCCUUCACCAGCAUGGGAACCAGCAGGAGGCCAGCACCGCCACAUCCGAGGACUGGCCUUAUCCUGAUGCAAGCAUGCAGCCCCGAGAGGAGACGCCGCUGGAGUCCAAGGAGCAGGAGGGAGUGGAGGAUGGAGGGACGGAGGCGGAGGAGACAGAGCCUGAGGAAGUGGACCCUCAGUUCUACGUCACCGUGACCAUCUCCUCGCUGCUCAUCCUGAUGGCAGUCGUCAUUAUAGCCAAACUCUGUUACGAUCGCAGCUGUUCCCAGCAUCCGCCCCCGCUUUCCCGUGGCGUGGCACCCCCUCUCUCCCUCGCGCUCCCUCGUUCCCUCGCUUCGGAGGACAGUCGGCAGACGUUGCACAGCACCUCCUCCUCCUUCACCGACAGGGAGAGGAUCCCAGUUGUGAACCUCUGAGGUGACUGUUUUUCCAUAUGGUAAACAUUUCUACGGGGCCUGAGGAAGAGCAUCAUACGACCAGAGGACGUGCCUGCAGUGCUGUUUUAUCUUCUCUGAAACUGUGAAAUGAAUUCAGGGAUCCCAGGUAUCCAGCCAUCACAAAAAUCCUUGGCUUCCCUGAGGUCUAAAAAUCCCAAACUCAUCUCCCUGUUGCUCCCUUCUUCCUUCCUUCCUUCCUUCCUUCCUUCCUUCUUCUGUGCCGGGUGUAAAUUUCUUUAAUGUGUCUCUGCGUCACUGUAACCAGCUCCCUGUUUUCCUUCCUCUGUAUGGCCCCGAGCUCUGCAAAAGCUACCCAACCGCGCUGCGCUUCGACCUGCCAUGACUAAUUCACAAACAUGCAGUUAAACAGCCAUGCAACAUCCUAUUACUCCUGAAAUGCCCUACCUGUGCUUCCACAACUGUUUCCAGUGAUCCAGCUGCACACGUGAAACUGUUCAGUAUUAAUUCUAAUCCAGCAGACUGCUCUUUCAUGAGGUGAUGCUCAAAUUCAGCUCAGUUUAGAAGGCUUGUGUGUGGCUUGUAAAUGGUUAAAAAGCCAUUCUCAGCAUCUCCAAACACCGAAUGGGGUAUUUCACAAAGCUGUUUGGCACAGCUGUAGCCAACAGGCAAUGUGUUUAACAUGUCACGCUCCAAAAACUGCUGUUUAUUCCCAGCUUUGGGCGCCUGGAAUGCAAAUAGUGUGGCUUUUUUCCUCUGCAGUGUGUAGAAGAGUCUGUUUUGUUUCCGUUUUUCCUCAUGAUUUGUUCACUUAAUUAUCUGGCUGACGUUCACCUCUUUGCCAAGCCCUUGCGAGCACCCUUUGUUCCUGCUGGACUGUGUAGAGGUGUUUUAAGCGUCGAGUACUUCCACUGGUGGAGAUAAAAUAUUCAGAAUGGGAAUGGGUAGAAGAAGCAUUCCUGUUGAAAAUCAAUGAUUCCCAAAGGUUGUAUUUUUUUUUUCGAUGAUGCACAACAAAGACAGAUUUAUGCCUUCAUGGAAAUGAGAACUGUACAAGUGAUCAAAAGGACUGUCGUUACCACCACAAGGAAUUUUCUUUUUCCACCUGACAGCCAAGUAUCGCAAAUCUGGAAAACAAAACCACCAUCAUUUCGCCUCAUAUCACUUUCGAGUCACUCUUUAUCAGCUGUCUUGGGUGCACCAAAGGAAAGUAGUACAUCAAGGAGCGUCAUUUCUGUCUCUCCAAUGAAUCUGCAUGUAUACAGUAAGAAAACCUGUGAGAGUUGCUUCAAAUCUAUUAUUUAUAAAUGUCUAUUUUAUCUAUCAGUGAGAGAUGUCUUAUAGAACCUUUCAAAGCCAAAUGUCAGUUUGUGUUUGGCAACUUUUCUAAGCAGCUUUGAGACAUGAACCCCCCCCCACCACCACUUACACACAUUUCCACUACACACAUAGUGCUGGUGGCAUCAUGCGUGGCUCGUGCAACCCUCCGGAUCUCCAGUCUUGUGAUUUUUAGUAGCAUUCCUGUAGAAAUGUGGUUUUUCUGUACCAUGGAAGUUCAAUAAAGAUUCAACACUGGCGUUUUA